AUGCAUUUUGCAAUGCCACGACCUAACUUUCGCGCGUGUCAUUUCUCCUUCAGAAACUUCACCUCCAGCAAUCUUCUUCCAGCUCCCAAACCCGAUGACCGUUUCAACGAGCUGCGCUUCCUUUCCACGCGUGGCCAGAUUGACGAAGCACUCUCCCUCUUCUACAAUGCACCGCUUCCACUACCGCAUUCCCAACAAACCUACGCCACUCUCUUUCAUGCAUGUGCACGGCAUGGAUACCUUCAGCAAGGCAUUUACUUACACCAACACUUGCUUUUAAACAAUAAAAAUCAGGGAAAUCGUCCGCUAGGCGUGUUCGUGACCAACCAUCUAAUCAAUAUGUACGCCAAGUGCGGGGAUCUGGAAUAUGCGCGCCAAUUGUUUGCUGAGAUGCCUGAAAGAAAUGUUGUUUCUUGGACUGCGCUUAUUUCUGGGUACGCGCAACAUGGGCAAGCUUACGAGUGUUCUCGCUUGUUUUCUAGCAUGUUGAUGCAUUGUCGGCCUAAUGAGUUUGCGCUCACGAGUAAUCUAAGUUCUUGUGAUUAUGACCAUGGCAAGCAGGUGCAUGCACUUGCUUUUAAAAUGGGGUUAGAUGCUACUGUUUACAUUGGAAAUACUCUUAUUUCAAUGUACAGCAAUAAUGGUGACAGUGAUGAUGAAGCUUGGUCUGUGUUUGCGAAUUUAGAAUAUCGUAAUCUUGUUUCUUGGAAUUCAAUGAUUGCCGGGUUUCAGGUCAGAAAACUUGGGGCUAAAGCAAUUAGUCUUUUUAGCCAAAUGCAUAGAGAUGGAAUUGGGUUUGACCGUGCCACGUUGCUUAGUGUUUUAUCUUCCUUGAGUGAAGGCUACAGUGCUGUUUCUGACGUGGGUCUUAACUAUUGUUUUCAGUUGCAUUGUCUUAGUAUAAGAAGUGCCUUUGUGUUGCAAGUCGAAGUUGCAACCGCAUUGGUGAAAGCCUAUUCAGAUCUUGGGGGAGAAGUUACUGAUUGUUACAAGCUUUUCUUGGAGACUGGUUGCUAUAAAGAUAUUGUUUCUUGGACUGGGAUUAUAACUGCAUUGGCUGAAAGACAACCUGAAGAAGCCCUCUUCCUUUUCCGUCAAUUGCAUAGGGAAGAUCUUGCUCCAGACUGGUAUACAUUUUCUAUUGUCUUGAAAGCUUGUGCAGGUUUGGGGACGGAAAGGCAGGCCUUGACAGUUCAUUCUCGAGUAAUUAAAGCUGGGUUUGAGGGUGAUGUAGUGCUUGAAAAUGCAUUGAUCCAUGCCUAUGCAAGGUGUGGUUCCAUUUUCUUGUCCAAGCAAGUUUUUGAUGAAAUGAGAAUGCGUAAUUUAGUUUCUUGGAACUCAAUGCUGAAGGCUUAUGCCCUGCAUGGCCAAGCUAAGGAGGCAUUACAUCUCUUUUCUGAAAUGAAUGUCCGUCCUGAUUCUGCUACCAUGGUGGCUUUACUUUCAGCAUGCAGCCAUGCUGGAAUGGUGGAAGAAGGGAUCAAAAUAUUUGAGUCAAUGUCUGACAGACAUGGUAUUUUUCCACAAUUAGAUCAUUAUGCUUGCAUGGUUGAUAUUCUUGGCCGAGCUGGGCGUGUUUUUGAGGCAAAGGAGCUUAUAAGUACAAUGCCGAUGGAGCCCGAUGCUGUGGUUUGGAGUGCACUACUUGGCUCUUGUAGGAAGCAUGGUGAGACAUACUUGGCCAAGUUAGCAGCAGAUAGACUGAAGCAGUUGGAACCCAGAAAUUCACUAGGCUAUGUACAAAUGUCAAACAUUUAUUCUUCUGGAGGUAGUUACACUGCAGCAGGGUUUAUUAGGAACGAAAUGAGGGGCUCUAGAGUAAAAAAGGAGCCUGGUUUAAGCUGGAUUGAGAUUGAUAAUACGGUGCAUGAGUUUGCUUCUGGAGGCAGACGCCAUCCUCAAAGAAAGGCCAUAUGCUGCAGGCUUGAUGUAUUGAUUGGUCAGUUGAAGGAGAAAGGCUAUGUGCCAGAGACAAGCUCGGCAAUGCAUGACAUUGAGGAGGAACAUAAAGAGGAGCAGUUGUACCAUCAUAGUGAGAAGCUGGCUUUGGCAUUUGCUGUGAUGAAUGAAGGUAGUCAGAAUUGUGGGGAUAGUGUAAUAAAAAUCAUGAAGAACAUUAGAAUCUGUGUCGACUGUCACACCUUUAUGAAGUUAGCAUCAAACCUUCUUCAUAAGGAGAUUAUUGUGAGAGACUCAAACCGUUUCCACCGAUUCAAAAAUGGGACGUGCUCUUGUUAUGACUACUGGUAACAGAGGGGACAACAUAAACAUACCCAUAAUUUCUGGCUUUUUUCCAUUUCUAUUCUGCUUCAUCAAUUAUUAUUAACGAAUGCAAAUCAUGGUAUACGCCCUGCAUGGCCAAGCUAAGGAGGCAUUGCAUCUUUUUUCUGAAAUGAAUGUCCAUCCUGAUUUUGCUACCAUGGUGGCUCUACUUUCAGCAUGUAGUCAUGCUGGAAUGGUGUGAAGAAGGGAUCAAAAUUUUUGAGUCAAUGUCUGAUAGAUAUGGUAUUUUUCCACAAUUAGAUCAUUAUGCUUGCAUGGUUGAUAUUCUUGGCCAAGCUGGGCGUGUUUUUGAGGCAAAGGAGCUUAUAAAUAUAAUGCCGAUGGAGCCCGAUGCUGUGGUUUCAGCAUCAAUUGCUUGUGGAGAUUGAACCAGAUAGCAUGAGAUCUGUACAGAAAUUAACACUAUCUAUUUUAUGAAAUCUGACUCAUUGAACUGCUGGUGGUGGGAGACUUGCAGUAUCAACUUUAUCAUUUUGAAAUGCAUAAUGAUUAAACUACAUAAAUUAGAAAUGCAGGUUAAAUCUGGUCUUUCAAAAUGUGGAAAUAGCAGAUGUUGGUGGAGCAAGUCCAGUGUGGAUGCUACUAAACCACAAGAACUUUUGUUCUGGCCCCUUCAGUAGGGAAAGGGCGGCUCUAAUACCACGAUAAAUGGACUUGGGUAUAACUCAUUCCCAAAAAUUAGGUCAAAGGAGGAGGGUGCCCAAUCCACUUAUAUACAAUAUAAGUACCCGGUAACAAAGCGAUGGGAUAAAUACAACUUCUAACAUUGACAAAUACUAAUAUUUGAAGAGUGACCACAUCAGAGAUGAUGGAGCUUCAAUGGAAAUAGCAGCCAAGCUUCUCUGUUUAGGUUUUUGUUUCAUGACCUUUUCCUCUUUUUUCGUUUCCACAUGUGGAUGCAUGCAUUCGUUCUUUUAUGUAUAACCAUAGUAAUCCAUUUACAGCAUUACGUGUGUGACUGCUGUUUUUGUUGAUUCACAUAUAUUGUCCUUUUUAACUGCAUUUGUAGCAAAUUACUUGAGGUUUAAUUACACUGUUGAAAUGUCUAGCUUCAAAUUUUAUCAUUGGAGAAA
Messenger RNA from Ricinus communis (castor bean), 3356 nucleotides. Its product is annotated as pentatricopeptide repeat-containing protein At1g71420. The record is from RefSeq and is a predicted model, not a curated record. Gene Ontology annotation, molecular function: RNA binding; protein binding; zinc ion binding. The coding region runs from base 1 to 2250 and encodes 749 amino acids. Gene Ontology annotation, biological process: RNA modification. The transcript has a single exon. Lineage: Eukaryota; Viridiplantae; Streptophyta; Magnoliopsida; Malpighiales; Euphorbiaceae.